AUGAAUACAAUAUUAUCACGACUAGUACCUCUUAUUUCUUCUCAUACAUAUCGAUCUGUACGUUUUGUUAGAUCAAAUAAUGUUGCCCAACGUAUUAAAACCAACAAUGAAAAUAUUCAAACUGUUUGUGUUAUUCCUGAUCCAAUAGUAAAUCGAGGUAUUAUCUAUGAACCACCCUAUCUAUUUGAAACUGAUCUUUAUCCAAAUUAUGCAUUAUUGGCGAUAUCUAUACGAGGUUAUGAUUAUGUUGUACUCGAAGGUUAUUUUCGAUAUAUACAAAAAUUAGCUAAAUCACUUGAUAUUAAAGUACCUGAAGCUGUUGCUAUUCCAGCUAAAUCAUCUCGUGUAACCAUACUUAAACCACGUAGUACACAAAUUGAUGUUGAACAUCAUUUAAAUUUAUAUCAUCGUAUAGUAAAAUUUGCUAAAGUAAAAGCAACAGUUGCACCAAUAUUAUUUGAAUGUAUACGUUUAAAUAUACCUGAAGGUGUUGAACUUAAAAUUGAUGUACCUAAUAUAGCUGAUGAUGAAUUUCGUUAUGUACCUGAUGUUGAAUUAAAACAAUUACAAAGUGAAUUACGUGCAAUAGAUCAUGAAAAAGAAGAAACACAAAAAGCUAAAGAAGCUAAACGUGCUUUAAGACAAAAAGAAAAAGCUCAAGCUAUGCUUUUAUCAAUAUUAUCACCAUUUAAUGAUGAAACAAUAGCAUCAACAUUCGAUGAUUCAUCAGAUAAAGAUGAGAAAACGGAAUAG
This is a messenger RNA of Rotaria sp. Silwood2, 753 nucleotides long. Lineage: Eukaryota; Metazoa; Rotifera; Eurotatoria; Philodinida; Philodinidae. The record is from the annotation of a GenBank genome assembly.